AUGCCAGAAUUCCCGAUAGAGAACCUCCCGACAGAUCUCCAGGGCUUAGUGGUGCAACGCGUGGUACAUAACGGCUGCAAGGAUCUUUUUAGACUCCGCGCUACUUGCAAGUCUAUGCGUGCGUUGACAGACGAUGCCGAGGUUUAUGCUUCCUUGGAUAUGUUGAGUAUCCCUUGGAGGAUUCCGGGGUUUAUGCUUCCUCCUCUAUUGAAAAGAUGCUAUCAGGAGGGGAACCCAAGUACUCUUUACAUCAAGGGUGUAGAGUACUUAUACAUACAAGAUCGUCACGUUGAGGGCCUCGCUUUGAUAAAGAGAGCAGCAGAUGCAUGUUACCAGCCAGCCUCGUAUACCUAUGCAAUGACAACCAAGAUCUGGGUGGUGAUGGUGACCACUUCUGUGGAUUUACAAGAGAAACCAUUGCUGAGAUCGGGAAGGUGGUCAGAAACUCCGACGGGAUAUGAAAUAUCGAUCAUAAGGAGGAUUUCGGUAUAA
Raphanus sativus (radish) is the source of this 492-nucleotide messenger RNA. RefSeq names its product F-box protein At2g35280-like. The record is from RefSeq and is a predicted model, not a curated record. Gene Ontology annotation, molecular function: protein binding. The transcript has a single exon. Bases 1 to 492 code for a protein of 163 amino acids. Lineage: Eukaryota; Viridiplantae; Streptophyta; Magnoliopsida; Brassicales; Brassicaceae.